CUUGAAUGUUGUUGAGGUUUUCUAGUUGGUCUUGAAAGAGAAAAAGAGGAUUAACUGAAUUGAACUAAUCGAUAAUAAGACAUGAAAAAUGUCUUCGUCAAGAUAAGAAAGAGAGAUGAAUAAUUUAAACUUUUCUUUUCCCAUUUAACAAGCUCUUUCCUUCCCAUAUUGUUACAGAAAAUCUGAUUACUAUUUAAGAGUAAAUAGAUAUUGUUAACUCGCUUCUAGAUAAUUACCAUCAAUUCAACGGCUCUUGGGAAGGAGGUUAAUUGGUCAAAUUGGAUAAAGAUCAUUUCUCUUUUCUUACUUUUGUCCGGGAAUAAAACUUUUCCUUUUUUCAUUAAUUAAUUGCAACCAACAGUUUGAGCGAAUUUCCACCAGGAGUCUCUAGUGAGGAAACAACGUGUUCCAAACAUAUGAUGUGUUUGUUUACUUUUUUAUCUUUUUUAUCUUUUCAUUAAUUUCAUUUUUCAUUCGGUUUAAUUGUCACCAUUAACAAUGAGUUGGUUAACCAAAAUCAAACAAAUCUCUUUGGAAGAUACGAUAUUCGACAGCAAAUUUCACCCAAGCAAACCCAACAUUCUGGUCUGUGUCACUGUUUCUGGUGAUCUUUUCAUUUUGGACACUGAUAAUGCUUCUAAUCCGAUUGCUGUUGAGCUGAACAACGUUCAUAGCGGUGCACCAAUUAGAAAAGUAGCUUUUACUGACGAUCAUAAUAUUAUCACUGCUGCAAGAACUUUAAAGGUCACCGAUUUCAAUACCGGAAAGGUAAUUCGUAAAAUUAAGCCUGAUCAACCUCGAAGUAAAAUCUUCUCUCUUUUGGUUAUUGACCACUGGUUAGUUUGUGCCGGCGACGAUGAAGGACGAUUUCGAGCAUGGGACUACCGAGUUGAUCGGGGAACAUUUAUGGAUCUGAAGAAAAGUGAAGAUCACAUCAGUGAUUUGGAUAUCGAUUCACAGAAAAGGAUUGUUGUUGCAUCAAGUGGGGAAGGGACAUUAACUGCAUUUAAUAUAAGAUCCCGACGAAUGGAGGAACCACAAUCUGAGCUAUUUGAUGCUGGUUUCCAAUGCGUUCGAUAUUAUGAAGAUCGAGGAAAAGUUCUAGUUGGGGCUGAGGACAGCGCGAUAAACAUAUUCAACAUCGGUCAGUGGGGAAAUAUAAGUGACCGAUUCCCUGUGAAAACUCGUCUUCCAUCUCGUAAAAUGGCAGGAAACGUCAUAGAUUCCAUGGAAUUGAUUGGAGAUGACAAAUAUGUGGUAUUAGGUUGUUCAGAUGGUCACUUGCGGCUACUCAGCAUUUUACCGAAUAAAGUUAUUGCUUCGGUCAGUGAUCAUCAGACUUCCAUUGAAAGUUUAACAGUAAACAAGAAUACAAAAGUAAUUGCAUCAACAGAUUGUUCGACUGUCCAUCUUCACCAAUUCGAAGAACAAAAUGAGCCUGAAAAAGCUACAACUUCUUCGUCCAGUUUUUUUUCAGAAUUGUGAUAAAACUGUUGAAAUGAUGAAGAAAAAAAUAAUGUUUCCAACAUGAUGAUCAUUAUCACUUUCCGAUGAUUAAAUCAGUCUCUGUUUUGUUAAGUUGAGGCCCAGUAAUCAAUCAAAUAAACUCUAUUAUUGUUUAA
Messenger RNA from Panonychus citri (citrus red mite), 1622 nucleotides. Its product is annotated as WD repeat-containing protein 55 homolog. Gene Ontology annotation, molecular function: protein binding. Bases 499 to 1485 code for a protein of 328 amino acids. Lineage: Eukaryota; Metazoa; Arthropoda; Arachnida; Trombidiformes; Tetranychidae. The record is from RefSeq and is a predicted model, not a curated record. The transcript has 3 exons.